Messenger RNA from Ilex paraguariensis (yerba mate), 1156 nucleotides. NCBI's taxonomy places the organism in Eukaryota, Viridiplantae, Streptophyta, Magnoliopsida, Aquifoliales, Aquifoliaceae. The record is from the annotation of a GenBank genome assembly.
AUGAGUUCAGAUUCGGUUAAUAUGGUGACUAGAAGAGUGGAUCUCCGAUCUGACACAGUAACAAAACCAACUGAAGCAAUGAGGGCUGCUAUGGCUAAAGCUGAAGUUGAUGACGAUGUAUUAGGUAAUGACCCGACAGCCCUUUGCCUAGAAACAGAGAUGGCGAGGAUUUUGGGCAAGGAAGCGGGACUAUUUGUUCCUUCAGGCACUAUGGGUAACCUCAUUAGUGUGCUUGUUCAUUGUAAUGUUAGAGGGAGUGAAGUCAUACUCGGUGAUAACUCUCAUAUCCAUAUAUAUGAAAACGGAGGCAUUUCAACAAUUGGAGGGGUCCAUCCAAGGACAGUUAAGAAUAACAAAGAUGGAACGAUGGAUAUUAAUCUGAUUGAAGCUGCCAUUCGAGAUCCUGAAUUCGAGAUUUGUUACCCUACUACUACGCUUAUCUGCUUGGAAAAUUCACAUGCAAAGUGAGUAUUAGUGUUAUGCUGUUUAUCUGUUCUGAGCUAGCUUUAGCUUUUCCUGAAGAGUGCAUAUUCCAGUGAAGCGGUUAAUUAAUUGAUGAUAUCCACCAGAUGUUUAUACAGUGUAGGUUUCCACUAUGUUUAGCAAACGCUGGUCAUAACUUAUUUUCCUUUCCCUUCUUACGUAAUUUAGGGUUGGGGAAAGAAGUGCCCCCCGGGGAGGGGGUAUAGCUUGUAGUUUUUGAAGGAGAGAAUAUUAUUUUUAAUUCUUAUGGCUGUUUGCCAGUUUUUGUGGGGCCAACUUUCUCUUAUCCUCCAUUUUUAAUUGAAAAACGUUGAAGGCUGUUCUUGGCAUGUUUAGAGACCCGAAUGGUGUAUUUAACUUUCCUAUGAUUGGAUGGUUAAAUGCAGUCAGUUUGCAGUUGUUAUCAUGCUUAGGCAUGGUGAAUAAGCAAGUUAAUUUUUUCUUUUUUAACCAACUGGUCUGUGUUUUAGUAGUUGAGUUUGCAAUAUGACAAGAUUAUGGGCGAUUGUCUCCUACAUGUUCACACAGGGCUAUGCCUUUUCUCCGUUGAAGAUGGCUUAUAAGUGUCUAGGUGGUGUCAUCAGUCUUUCAGAAAUGAUUUGACUUUUGUCUGGCCUGUGAAUGCAGCAUCUGACCCUAAAAGAUCUUACCACUUCUCUGUUUUUUUUUUUUU